AUGUUCCCGAAGCUCAUAGGCUUCCUCGCGGAGGAGGGAGUCGCCGACAUCCCGCUUCAGUUCUAUGGCGUGUACAUCACACAGUACGGAUUCAACGAAAUGGCGUCGGCUAUGGCUAAGUACCAGAAAACACAGCAGCUUCAGCAUCUUCUCUCUUCACCAUUCGUCGGCCUUACCUGCGACGAGAGCACCGAUCGCGCACGUGGCAAACACUUGAUUGUGUUUGCCACGUUCCUCAAGCACGGCGUGUCCGUCACGGAAUUUCUGGCGCUGCUGACGGUGCACAAAUGCGACGCGUCCUCGCUUUUCACCGUGCUCACAAGCCACCUAGAGUCGAUUGGCGUGGACAUCAAGCGGGUGUCCGACAUCAGCACCGACGGAGCUUCUGUGAUGACGGGGGAGAAGAGUGGCUUGGUAAGCCGCUUGCAAGAGCGCGUGCCGCAUCUCGUCGGAUGUCACUGCGUAGCGCAUCGAGCCAUACCGCGGGCACAUCUCCCCGAAACCACCCGCCCCUCAUGGCGCCACCCGCUGCUGCUGCCCCCUCAGCAGCGCAAGGCCCAGUCAAUGACUUGUGAGCUGACCUCCAUUCUCAACAGCCCUGUGGAGGGCCCCAUCCCCUCCUUCUUCGCCACAUCAUCGUCUCUCACCGCAAUCGCCAUCUCCGGCACGAGGGUCAACGGCAGCAUACCAGAGGAGUUUGUCAGCGCCACCAGCACUCUUCAAUCACUGAAUCUGAGCAACAACAGUCUUGCUGGGCCUCUGCCAUCCUCCCUGUCUGGCUUGACAUCGCUCACCACUCUAGACCUUGCAGGCAAUGCCCUGUCAGGCCCACUGCCUUCUCAGCUCAUUCGAUCAGGCCUCUCGCUCAGGCUGUCUCCCGGCAACGCUGACCUCUGUAUCCCAUCCUCCGCCGCUGCUGCUGCUGCUGCUGCACCUGCUGCCACCACCAACGCUCCCACCACCACGCCCACCCCCACCCUCCCUCUCAACACCUCCAUCUGCCCAGCCUCCCCUCCUCCCCCCGCCGCUGCUCCCCUCCCUCCGCCCGCCUCCACUCUUCCCCCCGCCGCUGUUGCUCUCAUAGCAGCAGGAGGGGCUGCUCUGGUUGCGGUGCUGCUGGGUGCGGUGCUGUGGAGAGUGGUGGGGUGGGGAAAGGGGAAGGGAACGGGCGAGGAGGGGUUGAUAGAGGGCGCCGAGGCCGUGCCACGUGCACGCGAGGUGGCAGAUGGGUUGACGGAGUUCCAGCUGUGGGAGCUGCAGGAAGCAACCGAGAACUUUCACUUCUCGCGCCUCAUAGGGCGGGGCGGGUUCGGCCACGUGUACCGAGGCACGCUCUCUGACGGCUAUGAGGUGGCAGUGAAGAUGCUGCAUGCAACACCGGGCGGGGGCCAAGGGGAGGCAGAAUAUCGCAUAGAGAUAGAGGUGAUAGGGCAUGUGCACCACCGCAACUUGGUGCAGCUCGUGGGGUUCUGCUGUGAGGAGGAUUCCCGGCUGCUGGCGUACGAGUUUGUUUCUGGCGGCAGCCUGUCGUCUCGGCUCAGAGACAAGCCCAAUGACAUGGGAGCAUCGGGGGUUAACGACAUGACCACCAGGGUGCUGGGCACGUGGGGGUACGUGGCCCCAGAGUAUGUGGGCAGUGAGCGGGUGGGAGUGGCAGCAGACGUGUUCAGCUUCGGAGUGGUGCUGCUGGAGCUGCUCUCAGGCCAGUCGCCCCACAACACAGAGGACCUGCUUGAACGGGCCGAGGCAUGUCUCUCAGAGGGAGGUCUGGAUUCAUUCGCCGACCCGGCGCUACUAGCCUCUGGCUUCGACGAGGACCAGUUCCUGCGCGUGCUGCGCAUCGCCCUGCUCUGCCUCGAGUACAACCCCGACCAGCGCCCCCCCAUGGCCUCUGUUGUCCGCUUCCUCACCUCCCCGCACGCGCCUCUCCCCGAUGAGGACAGCCCGUUAGAGCCCAUCUUGGAGGGCUUGGGGGAUGGCCCUGGUGGCGGCGGUGGUGCUGAUGGUGGUUAUUCGGAGAGCUCUGAUACCAGUGGGGGGUUGGAGGACGGGUGUGUGGUGGAGGAGGGUGGGGGUGAGGGUGGGAGUUGGUUGAAUGGGGGAGGUGGUGAGGGGAAGGAGAAGGGUGAUGGGGAGGAUGAUGGUGGGUUGGUGAAUGAUGGUGGCGGUGCGAUGGGGGAUGGGGUGGAGGUGGUGGUGGAUGAGAUUGAUGCUGAUGGGGAAGAUGCGCGUGGGUCGCACGUGGAGGGGCAGGGGACGUUGGCGCUCAACAUGGUGCCUUACCAUCAGCCGUUCGAUAUAUCACCGACAGUAGCAGCAGCCAUGAGGGGUCGAUCGCUCGCUUAUCUGCGGGCGUCGCUCAACCGCAAGCGCGGUGGCGAUUCGGCGAUCGCAUCGAUCUCAUCGCGCGCCGCGUCCUGCGCCGUCGAUCACGCUCCAGCCAACGCCGCUGCUGCCGCAUCCGCCGCGUCUGUCGCGUCGCCUGACGCGAUCUUUGAUCCGAUCGCCCCAUCCUCCGCCGCAAUCCACUCCCCCGCUACCUCCGCCGCCGCCGCCGCUACCGCCGCCGCCAGCCAUGUGCCUUCAGUCGCCGCCGUCGCGCGUAGCGUCCUCCCCCACGCCCUGUCGCCGUCUCCCCCUGCCCGCGAGGCUGCUCCGCUCGCCGCCUCUCAGCUUGGCGCUCGAUAUAGUCACAGCAUGAUUCGUCGAGAGUCCGUUGUGGCGGAGGCGGAGGAUUCCCCCGCAACAGCGGAGGGGAGUUUGGGGGAGGAGUUUUCCGCAAUGGCGGAGGGCACAGGGGACGCGCAUGUUCCCGCGGAAGGGGGCGAGGGCGGAACGGUGGAGGCUGGGGGGAGCAGCGGCGGGGGUGGGGGGGCAAAUGCGGAAUUGCCAGGGUUUCAGACCCCGCUGGAGCAGCUGUGGCAGCACAUCAAGGAGCUGCCGGACAGCAACCACGCCAUGCCCAUCGUCAGGGCGUGGGAGAGCAAUGGGAACACCGUAGACAUGCGCCUCGCCACACAGCUGAUCAAGAAGCUUAAGAACCACCGCCGCCCCAAGCAAGCUGCAGAGGUGGCGGAGUGGUUCGUGCAGCAGCCGGGCUUCCCCCGGCUAGAGGCGGACUACCAGCUGGCGCUCUCUGCUGUCAUCCGCGCCCGCAACGUGGCGGCCGCUCAGGCGCUCUUCCUCGCCUUCCCACAGCCGUUCAGAACGGAGAAGGUGUACCAGCCAGUGUUUGGCCACGUGGCAAGGCGGGGGAGGUUCAUGUCAGUCGAGACGCAGGUGGACUGGCUGAGGCAGCAGGGCGUGGCAGAGGGCAUCCCGUCGUUCAACGCGCGCCUGCAGGCGCUGCUGGCAGGCAGGCGGCGAUCCGGCAUGGUGGCGGGCAUUGCAGCGAUCAUGGAUGAGAUGCGCAGCAAGGGCUUCACCCCCAUUACAAUCACAUUCAACAUCAUCCUGGCGGGACUCGGCAGGGCUGGGCAGCUCAAAGAAAUGGAGCAUUAUCUCGGGCAGAUGGAAAAUUACAACCUGACCCCGGAUCUAGCUACAAUGAAUGCGCUGAUCUCAGCCUAUGUCACCCAUGGGGAGCCGGAGAAGGCUCUAGAGUGGGAGAGGAGAUUAAAGACGUCGGGAGCGGGCCCUGACAGAGGCACGUAUGCUGCUAUGCUGAAGGCGUAUGGGCAGAGCCGGCAGGUGGAUAAGCUGGAGGCGACUUGGAGUGAGCUGCUUGCAUCAAAUGUGCCGAUGACAAGGAUGCUGCACAAGGCGCGCAUAGAGGGCUAUGGGCUGGCGGGUGAUGUGGGCAAGGCGGAGCAGGUGAGGGGGAAAGGGGGGAAGGAAGGGGUGAUGUGUGCACAUGAAGUCAGGGCUCAUGGCGCAGCAGCCGAGGGUGCAGCAGCCGAGGGUGCAGCAGCCGAGGGUGCAGGAGCCGAGGGUGCAGGAGCCAAGGGUGCAGCACGCCCCGGUGACUGCGACGUGCAAUGCUCCCUGCCCUCUAAGAUCCACGCAACCCAUGCUCACAUCCCAUCGCCUCUCCCUGCCCCGUCCCCACCCUCUCUCUUCCUCCUCCCCCGCUCUCCCCUGCAGGCGUUUCAAGAACUCCAGGGACCGAGACAACUGAAGGUGCAGCAGGCCCCAGUGACUGAGAUGUACAACUCCCUCGUGUUUGCCUAUGCACACAACCACCUCUUCCCCAAGGCCAAGGACACCAUCCUCCACAUGGACGCAGCUGGCAUGCGCCCCGACGGCAUCACCUUCCUGCACCUCCUCCGCGGCUACCUCUCCGCCAACCAGAUCGACGAUGCAGUUACCACGUUACACGACGCAGUGGCGGCCGGCGCGCACAGGGCGCGGAUGAAGCUGCCAUUUCAUGCAUUCGCGGAGGUGCUGGGGGGGUUUGUGGAGGCGGGGGAGGUGGGGAAGGUGCGGGAGCUGGUGGGGCUUGCACGGACCAUGUAUCGCACCGAUUCAAACCUCUUCAACUCGAUCCUCACGGCCAUUGUGAAUGACUGGAGGAGGAGGGGAGCUGGAGCAGGAGAGGAGGCGGGAGGCGGGGAGUUUGUGAGUGAGGUGCGGGGGGUGUUGGAAGAAAUGAAUGAUGCAGGGGUGAAGGCCAACGGUGCCACGGAGGAGAUUCUGCACCCGCUGGGGCUCAGCCAUCUGAUAGACGAGGUUGGGCUGGUCCGGGCGGCCGGGUUUUGA
Molecule: messenger RNA, 4698 nt
Organism: Closterium sp. Naga37s-1
Lineage: Eukaryota; Viridiplantae; Streptophyta; Zygnematophyceae; Desmidiales; Closteriaceae
Source: the annotation of a GenBank genome assembly